This is a messenger RNA of Tarenaya hassleriana, 1566 nucleotides long. RefSeq names its product protein ELC-like. NCBI's taxonomy places the organism in Eukaryota, Viridiplantae, Streptophyta, Magnoliopsida, Brassicales, Cleomaceae. Gene Ontology annotation, cellular component: ESCRT I complex. Gene Ontology annotation, molecular function: ubiquitin binding. Gene Ontology annotation, biological process: protein transport; endosome to lysosome transport; protein modification process. The record is from RefSeq and is a predicted model, not a curated record. The coding region runs from base 124 to 1338 and encodes 404 amino acids. The transcript has 2 exons.
CAAAGGAAACAUCUCUGAAGAAAUUCGUAGGCGCACGCGUAAACCUCCCCUUCUAAGAAAUCCGUCUGUUUCUUCAUUUCUUCUUCUGCCAAUCCCACCUCCGAUCCGUCUCCGACGCCGGCGAUGGUUCCACCGCCGUCAAAUCCGCCGAAUCCGCAGCAGAUUCAGCAAUUCCUAUCCUCCGUGUUAUCCCAGAGAGGCCCUUCCGCUUUACCUUAUGACGAACCCACCAAGUGGUUGAUCCGACAACACCUCCUCAACCUCGUAUCCUCUUACCCUUCCCUCGAGCCCAAGACUGCGACGUUUACCCACAACGAUGGCCGCUCCGUCAACCUCCUCCAAGCCGACGGCACGGUCCCGAUGCCGUACCAGGGCGUCACCUACAACAUCCCCGUCGUCAUCUGGCUCCUCGAAUCUUACCCUCGUCACCCUCCCUGCGCCUACGUGAACCCCACUCGCGACAUGAUCAUCAAGCGUCCUCACUCUCACGUCACGCCAUCUGGGCUCGUCUCUGUCCCCUAUUUGCAGAACUGGGUUUACCCUAGUUCGAAUCUUGUCGAUCUCGUCUCCGAGCUCAGCGCCGUUUUCUCUUGUGACCCUCCGCUUUACGCCCAGCGCCGCCUCCAGCCUCCGCCCUCUCCUUCUUCGGCGUAUUCAUCGGCUUCGCCUCACGGUCUUGGCUCCUCUUUCAAGGGUGAUCUCAUAUGUACACCGUACGGCGGUGGAGGAAGGGUUCAGCAUAUUCACCACCAGCAUCACCCGCCGCCGUCGCUGUCGCAACAGCAGACGGAUGAUGCCGCGGGGAUUUACAAGAAGAAUGCCAUCAAUAAGAUCGUGGAGAUGGUUCAUGGUGAUCUCUCGGCGAUGAGGAGGGUGAAGGAGGCCGAAGCAGAGGGGCUUCUGAGCUUGCAGGCCUCGCUGAAGAGGAGAGAGGAAGAGAUCAACAAGGGCUUGAGGGAGAUGAUUGAUGAGAAAGAGACAUUAGAGCAGCAAUUGCAGGUUAUCUCUAUGAACACAGAUAUUCUAGAUUCAUGGGUUAGGGAGAACGAAGGAAAGACCAAGAAUUUAGUGGAUCUGGACGUGGAUAAUGCCUUUGAAUGUGUAGACACAUUGUCCAAACAGAUGCUAGAGUGUACUGCUUUGGACUUAGCCAUUGAAGAUACUGUGUAUUCCUGGGAUAAGGCAUUGCAAGAUGGGGCGGUUCCGUUUGAUCAGUACUUGAGGAACAUUAGGUUUUUGUCGAGGGAGCAGUUCUUCCACCGUGCCACCGCUACCAAAGUUAGGGCUGCUCAGAUGGAGGCUCAGGUUGCUUCCAUAGCAGCUAGAUUGCACUCUUGAUCUUCGAUUUUUCCGGACCGUUUCUGUGUGAUAAUGUUUACUAUAUAGUCUAAAGAUUGAUUAGCAUCUUCCAAGAGAUUGAUUAUCGCUGCUUACACUUUGAUGAUUGCUCUUUAUAUUCAAUUCAUGUUUAUACUCAUAGCAGACACAUUACAUACAUAAUUGAGUUGAUCCGGUCAGGGCUCUCAUUUUGUUUCAGUUGAUGACAGGAGGUUGGUUUGUUUGAUA